Linum tenue is the source of this 1284-nucleotide messenger RNA. The record is from the annotation of a GenBank genome assembly. Lineage: Eukaryota; Viridiplantae; Streptophyta; Magnoliopsida; Malpighiales; Linaceae.
UAGGAACAAAAAACGAAUGAAUGAGGCAGCCAGCUAUUUAACAACUAAGCAAAAAAAACAACCACCUCUCUGAAAUCCCACCUCUACGCCUCUCUUCCCAUUUCUUCCUUUUUUCCCCCCAGCCGCAGUAUAUAAACCAAUCACAAGCCGAUCCCUCAGAAACACAAAACAGAUAAUAACACCAUGGCCAGCUUUCCUCGAGAAAACAUGCUGCUGCUGAGUCUACUUUUUCUUUCCCUGGCAGCAGGGGUUUCUUCUUCGCGUAACAGGCCGUACACUCCCCCAAACGUUAGGCGGCUGACUGAUCUCUUUGGCCGCCUCACAAUCAACCAGGGUUUCAACACUUACUACGGCGGCCAGAACAUUAAGCAGUUCAACAAUGGGUCCUUUGCCACUCUUUCUCUCGACAAAACUUCAGGGGCUGGAUUGGCAUCGAAGAACAAAUACUACUAUGGAUUCUUCAGUGCUGCAAUCAAACUGCCUUCUGGUCUUUCCCCUGGAGUUGUGGUGGCCUUCUAUUUGUCUAAUGCAGAAACUUACCCUAACAACCACGACGAGAUCGACAUCGAGAUCCUUGGACACGACAAGAGGAACGACUGGAACUUGCAGACGAAUGUGUACGCAAAUGGGAGUGUCAACACUGGCAGGGAAGAGAAAUUCAACUUCUGGUUCGACCCAACUCAGGACUACCACAAUUACACCAUCAUUUGGAACAGCCACCACAUAGUGUUUCUGGUGGAUAGUGUACCGGUGAGAGAGUUCCAGUACAGCAGCGCAUACCCAUCGGUCUACCCAUCAAAACCCAUGAAUGUCUAUGCAACAAUAUGGGAUGGGUCAGAAUGGGCAACACAUGGAGGGAAAUACCCAGUUAACUACAGCUAUGCGCCAUUUGUGGUUUCAAUUGGUGAUGCAGAACUGACUGGCUGCAUACCAAAUCCAACUUCCUGUGCCAAAAAGGCUGCUGGCACCGGCAAUUCUUCGAGCUUGGACCCUGUCGAUGGAUCGGAAUUCGUCAGUUUGUCGAAGGAGCAGAGUCUGGCUAUGGACUGGGCGAGGAGGAAGCUCAUGUUUUACUCUUACUGUGCUGAUAAGUCUAGGUACAAGGUCCAACCGCCUGAAUGUAAAUAAAUUACACGCAAGACAUUCUCCCAGAAAACAUGGGUUGUUUUAAUCUUACACAUAGCUGAAACCAUUGAAUUGUUUACUGUACAACCAACCAACCAACCAACCCCAUGGGUGAGAUUUGAUUAAUAAAAGUGACAGGAAGUUGUUUCAUUUGUUUAA